Drosophila eugracilis is the source of this 783-nucleotide messenger RNA. RefSeq lists its product as uncharacterized. Lineage: Eukaryota; Metazoa; Arthropoda; Insecta; Diptera; Drosophilidae. The transcript is spliced from 2 exons. Bases 130 to 540 code for a protein of 136 amino acids. The record is from RefSeq and is a predicted model, not a curated record. Gene Ontology annotation, biological process: proteasome assembly.
GUAAUAUUUUAAUUGGGAAACCCUGGUCGUUUUGUUGGAACGCAUUUUACCAUAUGGUAACUCUGGUCAAAUCUGCAAUUUCAUUGUUUUCUUGUAAAUUUUGCUUGUUUAUAUCUAAAUUACUUAAUAAUGGAGAGUGUAACGGUGGUGGAAGCUGGAAAUGUUGUGCCGUCUAAGGAAUCCGGUCCAUUUACCUCACAUUGUGUUAAUUUGGAAGCGGGACCAUCGCAAUUUACUGUGCGCGCCCUAAAAAUGCAAGGCAGCACCAUGCUGAUUGUAAAUCCAAAGGAAUCCGAGGUCUUUGAGGAGCUAGCAGUGGCUAUGCCCUCUCGUAAUCCAACCUGCAACGAGGCCGUAUCCUCCACGAUUUUGGGUGGACAUGGCCAGACCGAUUCCUCUGUACUGGCGGCAAAAUUAAGUAAACGCUAUCGCCGGCAAUUCUAUGUGAGCCUCAACCUCAAACUAGACCGAUUGGUGGGCCCGCUGUUUGAAAAGUCGCUAGUCACCUACAUGCACGACCAUCUGGAGCACUUUGCUUGAGGCACAUCGCUACUGCCACCGAUGACAUGGCGCCGCGUGGGGGUCACCAUCUAUUUCGGGGACCGGCGGCUACCCCACGGACACAGCUCCACGUACUCAACGCACUCCACCAAUAUACUAUCUGGGAUCUCCGAUUCCCGAUCUCCGCUCAGACGUCAUGCGUCGGCCGAGUGAGCGCGAACUUUAAAUGUGUAUCGCUGAAACGAUUUGUGUUCAAUAAAUUUAUUGCCCUAAGUAAGUUUA